This is a messenger RNA of Cinara cedri, 14736 nucleotides long. The record is from the annotation of a GenBank genome assembly. NCBI's taxonomy places the organism in Eukaryota, Metazoa, Arthropoda, Insecta, Hemiptera, Aphididae.
GAAUUUUCGAAAAUCCAGUACCUAGGUAAAAGGUACACGAUAAGUAGGUAAGGGUAGAUAAGUAAUUUUACAUUAAUUAUAUCUACCUAUAAUAUAAAAUAUAAGUAAUAUGAAUUUUAAAAAUUUUGAAAAUGCCACCAAUAGCAUAUGUCUCCAUACAGUCUAAAAAUGUCGUGGAUCUAAAUGACUAUGGAUCAUAUUGUCUCGAGAUCUGAAUGUCUCCGAACUGGCAUUAAUUCUUAUCAAAAUAAUUACGGGAUCCAAAUGACAUGGGAUCUAUUUGUCAUGUUACAGAAAGCUAUCUAGCGGGUAAGUGGCAAUUGAAAAACCGGGCCUUAGUAGAAGCGAUCAAUUAUCUUAGUGGUUUUAACAACCCUUUUAUAUGAAUACGGACGAAUUUAAAAUUUCGAAUUUGAUACAUUUUUUUAUCAUUGGAAAUAUUAUUGAAGGUAUGAACUUUUUUAAAAUUUUGUAUGCACUGGAAUCCAAAGAACAUGUUCUAUGAUAAGGUGAUCAAUCAUUUGUUGAUAACUACAACAGCACGUUAAAACUGUUUACUCAGUAUGCACAGAUAUUUUUUAAUUUUUGUUUAUUUUGAAUAAUUUUACUAUUUCCCUCAUAGCAUUUCUUUUUUUUCUAUAUCAUUGUCUAUGAUACCCUCGAGAGUAUUUUGAUUAAUCUAAUGGCAGAAACGUUGCAAGAAAGACAAUCAAAUGAACUAGAAGCAUUGAAAGUAAUUUAAAUGUUUAUUUUGACAUUUAAUUUGUUUCAAAACAAUAACCAAUAGGUAACAAAAGUCUAAUGUUGUAUAAAAUUUGUAUUAUCGUCCAGGCUAUAUUCAAUGAUCAAAUAGUGGAUAACAAUACUUAUGAAGCCACAAAUAUUUGGAAACCCUUAGAUGUUAUCAUAACAGUUUUGCCCGAAGGAUUUACAAAUGCACAGCAAAAUAAUAUUUUAAUUGAUUUGCACAUAAAAGCAUCAGUAAAUUAUCCUAAUGAGUAAGUUUCUAUAUAUGUAUAUAAAGUAAUACAAAGUAAUAAUGCUAUGUAUAUUGUAACAGAAUACCAUGUAUUAAGCUUCAAAAUGCUAAAGGUAUCCCUUCAUAUUAUCUUGUACACCUUGAAAAACAAUUAAGUGAACUUGCAUCUAAGAUAAUUGGUGAAGUUAUGGUUUUUGAAUUUGUUCAACAUGUCCAGGUAUCUAACUUAGAUGAUUAAUGUAUCCAAUUGUUUUAUUAUUUAUCUACUUUAAUAUAUUUAUAUUUUAACCAUUUAGAGUUUUCUUUCACUUUAUAAUACACCCCAGUAUUCAUCAUUUUAUGAAGAAAUGAUGUCCAAAAAACAUAAAAAACAUUUAGAAGAAUUAGAAUCUAGAAAACAAGAAAUUGAAUUAACGGUAAUUUUGUUUUACUAUUUACUAAAUAAAAUUACAAAUGUAAAUAUUUUUUGUUUAGAAGCAAUUAAUUCACAAUGAAUUGAAUAAAAAAAAAGAAGCUCUUAAACAGGAGUUUAAAAUGUAUAAAAAUAAAACAAAGGGUACUUUGAAUGAUAAAUUAAAUGAGUACACCGAUUAUAAUACUAGGUAAGUUUGUAUUUAAAUAAUUUCUUAUGUAUAUACCUAUUAUGUAUUUGAUAUUAAUUUGGACAGUGUUUAUGUAAAAGGACACAGGUCAAAAAUCACUACUUUACAGAAGACACAAAAAAUAUUUUUAAGCAACUUAAAAUUAAAAAUUUAUCACUUCUAUUUGAAACAGUUUUUUUUUUUUUAAUAUUUUUAAAUAAAUAAUUUAACAAUCAUUCAUAAAAUAAUUUUGUUGAAUUGUGUCUAAUAGCAAUGCACAAAAUUAAAUUUCCAUGACUUGUGCCUUAUUGUAUAUAUUGAAAUAUAACAAGAAUUAAAUGAUUUUAUAGUGUUUAAGGCGGUUUUAAUACUAGUUAUUAUUUAAACUAAUAUCUGAGCCAGAGAACUUUUUAAGGAAUAUAGAAGGGAGGGAAACUCCCCUCUCAAGUAUUAGAAUUUUAUAUAAAAUAUUUUUAUAUAUGGAAUGUUUAGUUUUAAUAACACUUAAAAACUUACUUAAUCACAAUAAAAAUUACGAAUUUUGUGGUAGGGGCGUAUGGUUUUGUCUCUGAUAAGAGUAAAAGAAAAAAGUAUAAGAACAGUUGAUAAUUUUAAAAGAGCUUUAGCCCUUUGUUUUGACAUUUUCACCUUCCAUAAAUAAACACAAUGUCUUGUGCUGAAUUGCACAAGACCAUAUUUUUAUAACCAUUAAGUCUAUAUUCAGUACAGUAAUAUACCAGUGACAGCAUAACAUUUCCUACAAAAUUGAUGUAUAAUCUAAUAAUGGCCAAAAUUAACUUGUGUUUCUUUUGCACAAACACCAUCCAUUUUUAUGAACAGAUUUAUAGUUAAGGAUAAAUCCUAAAUUUAUUGGUAAAUGUACAAAAGAUAUUAUUCAAAAACCAUCAAUAAAUAUAAAUAGAUGAUGUUUUUUUAAAGUUAUUUUUUAUAAUCAAUGUUUGUGUAAUAUAAAAGUAUUUUAAUCUUAUAUCAAUGAAGGAUUUAUUAAUGUAAUUUCAUUCUUAGUUGAAUAGUCUUAUCUUUUAAUUAUUACUUAUAGUUUGUUCGGCUUCAUUAAAUGAAGUUGUUAUUCGUUUUGAUGGAUUUAAAAACUUUAUAUAUUAUUAACAGACAUGUGCAUUCAUUGACCAUUAAACCCAAGCUGAGUAUUCAAUAUUUACCUAUACAUCAGAAUAUUAUAUUCUGCAUUGGAAAAUGAAGUGUUAAAUCUUAAAUUAUUAAAACAAAUUAAAAACUGCUAUUUUAAGUAUACAAUAUAGAAUAAAAAUAUGAUGACUGAAGCCAAGGUUUUCAAAUUUUUCUACUUGGUAAUAUUGUAGUUAUUAUAAUAUUACGUUAAUAUAUAAAUAUUAUAAUAAUGGACAACAGACAUUUUAAGUAUUUUUCUUAAAUACAAUAAUAUUACAGAUUAUGUUUGUACUCUGAAAGUAGUAUAACUGUUGUAAUUUAAACCAUUAUUAUUUUAUGAAUAUUAUCAAAUAGGUUUAGGUGAUUUUUAUUUUAAUAUAUUAGUAAAUUCACAAUUUACUGUAUUUAAUUAAUAUUUUUUCAGAGAAAUAUCAGAUUCAGUUAAUACCAAUUCACCACUGAGAAGAAAUCUUCAACAAGAAGUAAGAACAAAUUUGCAUUAAUCUUUGACUUGGUGCAAGUAGAAACAAUGAAAAGAUAAGCCUUAUCUAUAAAAAAAAAUAAAUAUAUAAAUUGAAUUCAAUAAAAAAUAUUGCUGUAUUUAAAUUGGUUUCACUUCAUUUAGAAAUGUAUUUUUAUAAAUAUUUAUGUUUAAUAAAAGAGCUGAUACUGAGAACAAGUGGGGUCAUUUUUGUGGGUGGGAUAUUGAAAAGGUAAAAUAUAGAGGGGAAUUUAAUUCAUAUCUAUAUUCUGUAUAAGUUAAGUUCUGAGUUGAGCUCUGUCACUAUUAUUCCUUUUUCGACAAUAACAAUGAUUUUUUUUAAAUAAGAUUAAAUAAAUAAAAACUUUUGUUAGUGACAACCUUAUUUUUGUAUCUUUUAUUUAUUUUUAACCUAAAGAAUCAGUUUUUCCUCAUUAUCUAAAAUAUGAAUCAAAAUGUUAAAGUUUUACCCUUUUAAAGUAGCAACUAGAGUAAAAAUUUAACAAAAAAAGAUCUCAAUACUUGUUUUGAUUUGAUUGGAUCAAGAUUUCUAGAAGAAAAGUUAUUUACAGACAGAAAAAAUAAAUAUGCUCCAGAUCUAAUACACAUAGUAAAAUCAAUAAAUCACUCACUCAGAAUCUAAAAAAUGAUAUUGGGUAAAUAAUACACAUCUUAUUAAAAAGUCAUAAUAUGCACCAAGAAAUAAUAAUAUACUCUGCAAAUUUUAAGAUUGUGAUUAACAUAAUAUACAUAUAUAUUAUUUUUUUAUAGGAUCAAAUAGAUGAAAGCAAAUGGACUCAUGACUUUGUAACUGAUCAUAGUUUUUCUAACUCUAAUUCUAGACUUCACAAGGAGUUUAUCAUUUUAAGUUGGCUUGGUAAAGGAGCGUUUGGGGAUGUACUAAAGGUUUAUAAAAAUUUAAUUUUUAACAUAUCUAAUUAAACUUGGGAUGAGAACUUAGAUAUUUGCGUUAUUUUAAAUAUAUGCAUUAUUUUUUUAAAACACAUUAUUUAGAAACUACAUAGUUAUUUAUAGUAAAUAUAAAAAGCAUAUUGUAAAAUACCACAGUAAAGUAUUCAGAUUUGGUUUAUGAAGUCCUUCAAGAGUUGCUCAUCCCUAGUUAUAAAUUUGUUGUAUACUAAAAUGUAUUUAUUGAUUGUAAUAUAUAGGUGAAAAAUAAACUAGAUGACUGUUUAUAUGCUAUAAAGUGUAUUCAAUUAAGCAAGAAAAACAAAAUCUUAAAUAAAAAAAUUACUAGAGAAGUGAAACUCUUAUCUCGUCUGAACCAUGAAAAUGUUGUUAGAUAUUUCAAUUCUUGGAUAGAAACAGCAAAAGUCAGUGAAGAAGGAACACCUCAGAAAAAUGUUGGUACAUUAGUAAACAAUAUAUUCCAACAAUAUUUAAUUUUGUAUUAAUACAUAUAUUGAAAGUUGGGUUUUGUUGAUUUUCUUUUAAAUCAAAUUAGUGUUGAACAAUGUUUAAUUUGGAUAGUUUUGAAAUUGAAAGUCUAAAUUUUAGAGUUUGGACAUGUUAUGAAGAUGGGAUGAGAAAGAUGUGGUGACUCCCAUGACUGUUAAAGGAAUACAGGGCUGCGAGACAAGAGACAAAUUGAUAGAAAUUAGAGUGAUAUGAGGAUAGUGUAUAGUAUAUAGUGUAUAUUUGUGUACUGGAGUAAGUUUAUGUACAAUAUGAUUCACUAAAAGCCAAGGAAAAUAAGAGUAUUUUAACUUAGAAAUAUGUUUUAAUAAAUUUCUUCUAAUAUAUUUAUACAAAUAUUUUAAAAUUAAUAAACAUAUGGAGAUUUUGGUAUUAUUAACAUUUUAUUUUGUUUUUAACUAGGGGAAAAGUAAAACAAAUGAAUUAUGUCCAUUGAAAAACAUCAGCUGUAGUUGGAAAUUAUCAGAUCUAAAUGAAGAAAUCAAUAGUGAUGAUAGUUCUGAAGAAGAGAAUUGGAUAUCAUUCAUGUAAGUUAUGUUGCGACAUAAAAUUUAAUAUCCAUUUAAUAUUUUAUUUUUUCAAAUUUUAUUUUAUAUUGCAAUGCUUUAUAUUUUCCAUUGUACUGUCACUGUGUGUGUAUAUUAUUUAUUCUAUAAAAUGAAUCUUGUUAAAUAAUGUUUAAAAAAAAUGUAUACUAUUUAUUUAGUCAUCAAUCUAAUUCUGAGAAUGCUACUUCAAGUUCUGCUGAAAAUACAACUUGCCACACUUCAAAUCAACUAUCUAUCAAUAAUGACAAUUGUUUAAAUGAUGAAAUUGAUCAAUCUAUGUAUAUUCAAAUGGAGUUUUGUGAAAAAAGUACUCUUCGGUAAGAUACACAAAUAAUAAAUUUCAUCUAUUUUAAAAUAAAUGACAACAAAUAAUUGUUAUAUUUUGUUUAUUAUAAUAAUUAUUGUUGAAAAUUAUUUCCUAUUGUUUUAAUGAUUAAUUCCUUAUUUGUGUUUGUUUAAAGUAUUGCAAUCGAUAAUGAUCUGUAUAAAGAACCCAUGAGAGUAUGGCGUUUAUUAAGGGAAAUUGUUGAAGGCCUUUCAUACAUACACCAACAGGGAAUAAUCCAUAGAGAUUUAAAACCUGUGAAUAUAUUUAUUGAUUCUGAUGAUCAUGUUAAAAUUGGAGAUUUUGGUUUAGCCACAACUGUUAUUCAAAGGUUAAUUGAUGAAAAUUAAUAUUUUAAAUAAUACAUAUUUAAUACUUAUUGAAAUAAUUUUUUCAGACAUAUUCCCGAUGUGGAUUUGAAACAUAACCAAGAUAUAUUUAUUAAUAAAUCUCAAACUGGCAAUAUUGGUACAGCAUUAUAUGUUGCUCCUGAAAUUAAUAUAUUAGGCCCAAAAGCUAUAUAUAAUGAAGUGAAUAUAAAUUGUAUUUUUAUAAAUUAGAUAUAAAAAUAAAAUAAUUUUAAUAAUAUUUCUACACUUGGUGUCACAAAAAUCGCACAUCUUUAAAAUUAAGUUUCAAACGGGCAUUUCCCCGAACCAAAACAUUUAAUCCAAACAAUAAAGAUAUAAAUUGAAAGUACAGUUAAUGACCUCUUAUCCGAUAGUAGUUUCAUUUCAUAAACAAUAAUCAUAUUCCGAGUAUACGGUGCAUUAGGAAAAUGUAUAAAUAUACUCCUAUCUUAUCUUAUAUUCUUUGGCUAUAGAAAAAUCAGUUUAAAGUGUCAAAUGCAGGUCAUUCACUUCCUAAACAUUGAAAAGAACGUGAAUUGAAUACUCUUUAAACAAUAUUAUUUCAAAAAAUAACGUAUUAAAUGGAUACAACUGCUAACGAAGCCGCUCAAGUGGUAGCAUUAAUGGAAUCAGGGAUGCGUCAAUGUGAUGUUGCACGGCAACUAAACUUGAGCCGUUUUGCCGUUCCACGAGUUUUCCAACGUUAUCAAGAGACUGGUGGCUUUAUCCGGAGGCAUGGAUCAGGCCGACAACGCUGCACAACGGACAGAGAUGAUCGUUUUAUUGUCUCGACGUCUUUGCGCAAUCAAUUUUCCAAUGCUGUAGAGCUUCAACAGCAACUCCGCGCAGCUCGCAGUACAACAGUAAGCACCUCUAUGGUUAGGAGAAGGUUAGGAGAACAAAAAAUUGUGGCCCGCAGACCUGCUACCGGUCCGAAACUGACUGCACAGCACCGCAAAGAACGGUUACAUUUUGCCCGUGAACAUUUUAAUUGGACGCUUGACCAAUGGAAGACNGAGGAGACAGUGGAGUAUGGAGGUGGAUCAUGCAUGUUCUGGGGCGGCAUUUCCAUCGAUAGCAAGACCGAGCUUGUGUGCGUUUCCCGAACUGGUGGCAAGGAUCGCUAACUUCUGAUCAAUACAUUACAGAGAUCUUAGAAGAGCAUGUGGUACCAUAUGCGGGUUUUGUUGGAGAUGGGUUUAUACUAAUGCACGACAAUGCUUGUUCCCACACCGCAUUAAUUGUAAAAAAUUAUACGGAAGAGGUUGGGAUCCCUGUUAUGAACUGGCCAGCGAGAAGUCCAGACCUAAACCCAAUUGAGCACCUCUGGGACGAAUUAAAACGAAGAGUGCGGUCACAUGAUCCUGCCCCAACAACCCUCCAAGAUCUUCAAUAUGCUGUUGUUGCGGAAUGGGUGAACAUUCCUCAAGAACGCAUCGUACGACUCAUAACUUCUAUGAAAGAUCGUAUGGAAGUAGUAAUUAAGGCAAGAGGAAGUAGCACUAGAUUUUAAAUAACAUUUAGUAACAGUUUUUUAUUUUUAUAUGAAGUCUAUUGUCUGUUUCUGUUUGUAAAACUGUAUAUCUUCAAUACAAUUUGUUUUCCUCUUCCACGAUUAACUUAUUUUUUAAAACACUGAUAAACAAAAACACAUACCAUUUAUUUAUUUUUCAAGUUUAUUUCAUCACCUUUCAAAUGAUAUAUCAUAACAGUACCCUUAUAUAUGAUUAAGUGUAGUUAAAAUUACUUUGAAAAAUAAUUUGCAAUAGGUGCGAUUUUUGUGACGCCAAGUGUAUUAGGAGUUACUGAUUUUUCCUAUCUGAUCAGUUUUAAAUGAGUGAUACAUUUUUUUCCCUUCAAAAAAUAUUUCUUUCUGUAUUACUUAAGUAGAAAACAUAAUCUGUUAGGUGUUACGUCUAUAGUUUAAGAAUAUAAAUUUUCAAUGAUAUUGUAGAACAUAGGUCAUAUUAUGUAUAAUUACAUUUAAACAUUUCUAUUAUUAUUGUUUAGAAAGUUGAUAUUUAUAGUUUGGGUAUAAUUUUUUUUGAAAUGUGUCACAAACCAUUUUCAACAGAAAUGGAACGAAUAAAAGUUUUAUCUGAUUUAAGAAUGUAUGAAUGCAUUUUACCUACGGAAUAUUUAAAAAUUGCUGAACCUGCUCAAAAAUAUAUUACCAAGUAUUAAAUAAAGUUUAAAUAUUUGUAUAUUAAUUUUGUAUAUUUUUAUAAUAAUUAUUUUAUGUAUAGGUGGUUAUUAAAUCAUGAUCCAUCUAAACGGCCAAAUUCAACAGAUAUAUUGCAAAGUCAAUACAUACCCCCACCUAAACUAAAAGAUACAGAACUGCACGAAAUGGUUAGAAACACCCUUUCAAAUUCAAAUAGUAAAAACUACAAACAUCUUAUUGCUUCAUGUUUUAGUCAAGUAAAUAUCCAAUUUUUAUAAUUAUUUUUUAUUAUGAAAAAUCUUAAUAUGUUGAUGUAAAUUUUAUGAUUGUGUGAUGUUGCUUAUUAAAUAGAUUAAACUCAUCUUCUAUUACAGAUCGGACACUUAAAAACUUAAUAUAAUAUAAUUAUACAUACAGGAUGUAAUAAAAAGAUCUAAUACCUGAAAUAACUUUUUUUUGUUCAAUAUUUUUAAGUUUUUUUUCUAGUAGAAAUUUCUAGAACCUAGUCUUAUGAUUCCUCCAUUUAAUAUUUUUUUUAACUAAAAAAAAACUUAUAAAGUUGUUUUUAUACAAUCCAAGAUAGCCAUUUUCUAAAUAUAUUUUUAACCAAAAUUUUGGAAUAAUAUUUUUUUUUUUAUGUAUAAUUUACUAAGGCUUGUUCUAACUGCCUGGUUAAAUGUUUAUAAAAGUGUCAGUUAAAGCAAUCCAUUCUUACAAUCUUCGAUUAACAUAACUAACUGGCAGUUUUAAUAAAAGUGAUUGACAGUGAUUCCCAAAACAACUGCCCAUGACCACAUUGUAUUGUUUUACUGGCAUGCUUAGGUAAACACUGAAUUAUUGAAUUACCAUAUAUUAUUGUUAUUAUCAUCUAUAUAGUCAGAUAGUUCAUUAAAAUGUUAUAUUUUCUUGUCUGUUUAAUUUUACAAAACCCAAUAUAAUUGACAUUAUUGACAUUGAUAUUCAUUGACAUAUUCUUAAUUAUAUAUUAAUAUUAUAAUUUAUACUCUGCAAUGGAAGAAAAUAUGUUGGUUGAGUUGGUUGCAAAACAUGAAAUUGCUUUAGAAUAUAAAAAAAUUGGAUCACAAUAUUUGUGGGGUAUUUUAUCUAAUCAAGUAUUUCUUCCAGGAUCUUCUCUAUUUUUUGUUUCUUUAAACGAUAUUGUUUCAGAAACUUCCUCUAAUAACUGAAGGUAGUUUUGGUAGUCUGGAAAAAUUGUCUCUAAUUGAAGCGUUAAAUUCUGUUAUUUCAUUUUUGAAGUUAGAAGAAUCACUUUCUUGGUCAAUUAAUCUGCAAUUAUAAAGAGCUCUAUUCAUUAUUGUAACAAAAAUGUAUACGCUAUAUGCUAACUUCCAACCAGUGGUGUAUCCAAGGUGGCUGAGAGGGUCACAGUCUGAAAUUUCAGGAAUUCUUAAAUUAUUAACUAUUAUAAUAAUAAUUAAUACUUAAUUUAUUAUUUAACAGAACAACUUGUUUAUUAAAUCGCAUCUGUAAUUUUAACCUUUUAGUUAUUUUAGUAAAUUGUUAUGUUUAUAUAUUAAUCAUUUAUCAAAAUGUAUGCAAAGUAAAAAUAUUGGUCUAAUGAUUGCCCUUGAUAGAGUGAAUCAGGUAACAAUUCAACUUCAAGAGAAAAUGCAACUGAUACAUUUUAUGAUAUUUAUGAAUAAAUCAAUUGCUUAGAAGGUUUAUUAAAUGUGGAAGAAAAUAUACCACAAAUUUGUAUUACUCAAAAAAACUGCAUGUAGAUAUACUUUCAUAAUUUUAUAAACAUUUUUAUCAUAUAAAGAAAUAAUAAAUUCUCUAUAAGAAGUUUUACCAAAUAUAAUUGGAAAUAAACCAUAUUUAAACCUUAAAACUGGAAUUACAUUUUACCAAGAUGAUUUAAAAGAGUAUGAUGGCAUUAUAGAAGGAAUAUCAAUUAUGGCAGUCAAAAUGGAACUUGAUUGAAUCUAAUCCCCGCCAGCUAUGGAAUCACUACAGCAAUGUGAAUGAACUUCUUAAAUUACUAUGAAUACUUCCAGUUUCAACAGUCACUUCUGAGAGAAGUUUUUCAACAUUAAGGUGAUUGAAAAAUUAUCUUUGAAAUAUAAGUCGAGUCACAGCCUGUAGGACUAGCUUUGUUAUAUGUUUCAUAGAGAUAGAUGUAAAUUUCAUUGAUGAUAUGGUACUAGAUAAGUUUUCAAACAGUGGAAAACCUAGACUAAAAUUAACAAUUUGACUAAAAUAAUAAUUUAAAAUUUAGUUUUUUUAAUCACUAAUUUUGCAAUUUUUUUCGGUUUUUUUUUGUAAUGCAAUAUGUACCUAACUGAUCAGCCCCCCCCCCAAAAAAAAAAAAUAAUUCAUAGAUACACCACUGACUGCAAUGUCAAAUUUAAAAUAUAAAUUAAUGCUCUGUCUCAAACUAAAAUAUAUUGGCUUCCUGUUGAAAUUUUUUUAUUAGUUUCUAUGCAUUUGCUAUAAUAACUUGCCUGCAAGUUGCCACAUAAUGGAGGGAUUGGGUGGUUAGAUCAAUCUGCUAACCCGUUAUAUUCUAGUUUGCCACAGAAUAUAGUAGUAACAAUAAUCAUAAAAAGUAUUUGACAAGUAUCUAUUUAACUGGUUAAAAAUCCAGUAGUUAGGUUAGGACAUUUAACCAGAUAUUGUAAGAACAAGCCUAUGUUUUUACAACUUUUUAAAAUUUAAGAUAAUCAUUAACAAAUUAAUUUUUCAUAGAUAAAUUAGCAAAUAAAUUGAUAUUAUGUAGUAGUGGCAAUGAAAAUAAUUUAAAUUAUGGUUAACUUUAAAAACUUAACAAUUCAUUAGUGAAUAUUUGGAAAGCCAAAAUUUCGAGAUAUAAGUAUACCUACCUAAAUGGAUCACCUGGUAGUAUGUAUCUGCCUUUUUGUUUUGUUUUAAAUACAAAUUUAAUUAUUCAUUGAACUAGUUUUUGUCUAAUUUUAAAUUUAUAAAUAUAAUAUUUACCUAACCAUUAAUUUAUAAUUUGGUACUAUUGCAGAAUGUUAACACUGUUGAGGAUAUAACAUUUACUAUGACAACAGGAAAAAAUGUACUUCAACAUGGUCGAUUACAAAAUAUUAUUGACAUAGUUAGGGAAGUGUUUGAGCUACAUGGAGGUGUUUGGCUAUGCAUUCCAUUGCUAAUCCCAGCAAUGAAUUCCAUGAUCAAUGAAACUACUGUAACUAUGAUGGCUCGUUGGGGUGGUCUAACAUGUUUACCUCACAGUCUAAGAAUUCCGUUUGCUAGAUUUUUAGCCCAUAAUCCCACUAUUUCUAAUUUGAAACGAUACUCCAUUGACCGGGUAUACAGAGAAAGGAGAGUUUAUGGAGUACACCCUCGUGAACUUUAUGAGGCUGCUUUUGAUAUAAUUAGUUCAUCUCAAGGUUAAUAAACUACAGCAUUUUGCAUUAAAUAAUUAUUUGAUUGUUACAUAUUUUAUUUUUUUACAGAUGUAAUAGCUGAAGCAGAACUGUUAUCCAUUGCAGUAGAUAUAUUUAUCAAACUUAAAGAUUUUAACCAGAAGAACUGUAUUAUUCGUUUAAACCAUAUUUCACUAGUUCAAGGAAUAUUAAUGUAUUCUGGAAUAGAAAAAGCACGCCACUUAGAGAUUUGUAGAUAUUUUGCAAAAUUUAAAGUGAAUAAUUUUAUUUUAUUUGAUCAUAACAAAUUUUUUUAAGCCACAUUCGGUUUAAUAAAUUUAUAAUCAAAAAUAUCCACUUCAUUGUUAUUUUUACAAAUAAUAAUCAAUAACCAUUUGUGUUCUUUAAUUGAAACAAAUUAUCGUUAAACUUAUUUACGUUUUAUUAUUAUUAUUAUUAUUAUUGAAAAUACGAGGGUUGUUUCUAAAAUGUAUUUUCUUAUACCAAAAUAAACUAGAGAAACUUACUUUUAAAAUUUUCCUUAUGAUAUAUUUUUUAUAUCUAAAAAUGUCAAUUUUCAAAAUUUUUAUUUUAAGUACUUACUCAAAUCAAAAUUGAAGUUCAAAUACAGUUGACUCUCGAUAAUUUAAAGUAAAUGAUUGGUCUCUUGAAAAUCUUGCAGUAAUUUUAAUAAAAAAAAUUAAUUUAAGUACACUCUGUAAUAAGAAAUUAAAUUUUGGGAAAACUGCCAUCAACAAGUGACAAUUUGAAGUUUUAUUCAAGUUUGAAGUAUAUUAUACCAAAUGUAUUUUUUAUAAUCUUUUCAUUAUUUUAUUAUUAUUUUCGAUAACUUAAGAAUUAUUAUCGUAAGCAUUUUAUUUCUUAAUUAUUUCUCUUAUCAUAUUUUAAUGUUGAAUUUUAUAUUUGUUUUGUUGAUUGUAAAAUUAAUUAAUACUAAUUUGCUGAAAUAUUUAUUAAUUGGUAAUUAAAAAAAACUUAGUAAUUCAAAUUUUUUUGUUUUACUCUCAAUAUUUUGAACUACUCAGCAAUUCAAACUCUUGGAAAUUUUAAAUUGUUCAUAAGUCCCGCCAACAUCGAAUUAUCGAGUUAUAUUAUUACUGUAUACCCAUUAAGCACUAAUUGUUCUUAUUUCUAUUUAUAUUAGUGUUACGGUUAUUGAACCAAUAAACUUUCAACUUCCACUUGUUCAUAUCAAAUUUGAUAAUACAAUAUAUUAUAUUUAUAGUUCUUUGUAUUGUUUAGUCUUAAUGAAUUGAAGUAUAAUAUGAUUUUAUUUUUGAAACUUAUAGCAAAAAGAUUUGACCCAAGAACAAAUUGAAGAAUUAGAAGGAAUGGGAUUUGCAAACCACCAAAUUAAUAUAGCAAUGAAUUAUUUUUCCAUGGAACAUUCAUUGGCUGAUAUGUAUGAAGUUUGUCGUAAAAUAACAAUUCGUAAAUCAAAAUGUGGAAUUUUCUCUAGAGAAGGUUUGCGGCAUAUAGAAGCUGUAAUAAAACAUAUUGAGUCACUAAAUGUCAAAGUAAAGAACAAAUAUUAUUUUAGAAUAAUUAUGUGUUGAUGUAACUAAUUACCACAAGCUUGUGUAUAGUUCUCAGUUGUUAUUGCUCCGGGAUUAAUGAAUAUAACACAGUUCUAUACAGGAUUAAUAUUUGAGAUUGUUUAUUAUAAAAAUAGUAAGAAGAGUUUAGCUGAAUUUGAUGUUUUAGCAGCUGGUGGUCGUUAUGAUAAACUAAUAUCUUCAUUUAAGUAAUUUUGACUUAAAAUUUUAAAAUAAAACCUUUAUACAUUUGUAAUUUUUUAAUAAUAGGAAAAAUCUAGAUAUGACUAAUGAUAUAAAGCAAACCGCAAGUGGUAUUAGUUUCUCAUUAGAUAAACUCGCUGUAAUGUUUCAUACACAACCAUCAGGAAUAGAUGUUGUAUUGAGUUCAUCAAAUAAUUUAUUGACUGAAGAAAAACUAAAUAUUGCCAAAGAUUUAUGGAAUUUGGGAAUUAAAACUUUAGUUUUAAAUGUAGACCAAGUAUGAAACCUAUUUUUAGUAUUACCAAAAUAAUGGUUAAGUAAAUACGUGUUUGAUCUUUGCAUAGUUUAUAUAGAUUCCUAAGGACCUAAAGAAAUUAACCACAACUAUUAUCCCAUCUCAUUAAUUUUUGUCUACUGCUCCAUCUAAGCCUAUUUAAGUACAAUCAUCUACCCACACAUCUAAAAAUACUAGAGUAUAUAAUUUUAUUAUACUUAUUAAACAAAUAGGUGCCCUAUGCAGAGAUUUAUCAAAAUAAUUAUUAAAUUAAUAACAAUAAGAAAAUGCUUUUAUAUUAUUUAUGUUUAUAGACAUUGGAACAAAUUCAAGAUUAUUGUCAAGAAUUAUAUGUAAAUAAUAUUGUUAUGUUGAAAGAAUCUAAAUCAGUGAUAUUGAGACAUUUAAUGGGAGAUAAGUUAGUAAAAUGUAUUUUAAAAUUAUUAAAAUUAUUAAAAUUAUUAAUGAGUAAUCUAUUUUAGAUUUCAGGAUAAAGUAAUGAGUGUUACUGAAUUUAUAGAAUAUAUGCGACAUAAAAAUAGAAAGAAUAGUAAUAGUGUUACUUCUCCAACUAAAACUGUCAGAAAUGAUGUUCGGUCUACCAGUGAAAAUCAACAUAUAAACAUAGUUUUUUUUACUGAAGAAAAGUUAACUACAAAUGUUAAACGUCGGUAUGAAAGCCAGGUAAUUAUUUAAAUAAGUUGAACAUAUUGUCAUUAUUCUAUUUUAAAUCUUUUUGUUUAGAUUUUGAAUGGAGUUUCAAAAUUACUACAAAAAUUUUCAUCAAAAACAUAUAUUGAAAUCUUAGCACUUAAUAUUGAAAUAGAAUUACUUAAAGCAUUAUCUUUAAUGGAUUUGACAACUAUUGACAGUGAUAUUGCUAUUUUAAUAAAAAGGUAUAAACAAAUCUAAUGGUUCUAGAUGGUAUGAUCAAUUAGUUGUUUUGUUAUAUAUGUUUUGUUGUUUUUUUUUUCAGAUUUUCACAUUAUAAAAAAGAUUUAAAUAAAGUUUACAAUUAUAUUAUUGACACAAAACUAAAAAAUACAGACAAUAUUUUUGUAUUUUAUACUUUGAAAGGAAAUAUGUUUAAAUUAAUGAUUGGUUAAUUUUUUUUUUUUUUAUUAAAGUGACAAUUUGUAUCUAUAUAUAUUUUAUAAUAUAUGAAUUUGUUUACGAAAAAUGUUUGUAAUUAUAAAUUACUCACAAGUUUUAUAUCUCAUUUAUUAUAUUUCUAAUCAUUAUUAUUUAUUGUGAUCAUUAGUAUUAACUUCUUGUAAUUUAUUGUUUAUUAAUUAAAACUUAAAAGUAUUUAAUUUAGUUGUUAACCAAGUCUGG